AUCCGCCCGACUGGGCGGAUGUUUUUUUUGUUUACAUAAUGUAACUAAAUAUUUUUUAUACCAUUAUAUAAUCUAUAAAAAUUAUAAUAAAAUCGUGACAAAAAUAUAUCACAUAAUACAUAUAUUGCAGUUACAAAAUUCCAUUAAUAGUAAAAGUAAAAUGAUUUAUAUAACUGUAAAUGUAAAUAUCACGCGAAUAUUUGCUUUUAUUUAACUGAUAUCAUUUUAUCGAGUUGGCUAGUGGUAAAGGAAAUGUUAAUAGCCUUUCAAUGGUCGGGUUUGAUACGCGUUAGAAAGAAUUAUUUACAAUAUUUGGGUUCCCAGUAAAAAUGAGAAACCACUUUUUCAUUUUUUAGGAAUAUACUUUUGCUUUCUAUAAAUAAUAUAAUAUUUAUUUAUUUUUCACGUAUUAUGUAUUUUUUAUUAUGACAUUACGCAAAAUAAUUAAAAUAUAUAUUUUUAGUUUAUGUGUGUGUUUUCCAUAAACUAACAUAUAUAUGCGAAAAUAAUAUUUGAGAUGUUUUGAUAGGUUUUUGGUCAUAAAGGAUAACUAUAUUUAAAUUCAACCCGUUAUAUAAGUAGUUUUAAAUUUUAAUUUCUCAACCCGAUAUAUAAAUAUUCGUCAUGCAUUUUUAGUAAAAUAUUUAUAUCAUACUUAUUAAAAUGAGUAAUUUGUUAGAAUGAGUAAUGGCAUUUCUUGUAUUUAUAUUAUUAUCAAAUUAAUUUUAUUUUAACUGAUUGACUUUAACAAUUUAUUAUAUGUAGGAUUUUUAUUUUAUUUUAUUUGAUUUUUUUUUGCUUUUUUUAGAACAUUGUUAUCUUGUCUAAAUAUUUUUCUUUACAUACAAAACUUGAAGAAUAUUCUUUUGAAACUUUCCCUAUUACAAUUUUCUCAUAAGAAAAAUCUUAGGUGUUUUUAAUUUUUUUUAAUACUAAUACUUAAAUGUACAUGUUAUUACGAAAUCUAAUAUUUCAAAUCCUUACUAAAGAAAAAUAAUUUAAGGUAAAAUCCAAUUGAACAUAUGUAAUAUCAUACAUAAUUUAAAAAUAACUUUCUAAUAGCAUUUUAGUUAUAGAUAUAUCUAAAACAAUAUCAUCAAUUAAAUAGAUUAGUCAAAUUGGUUAUUUGAAAAUUUUAAUUAGGUACAAAUUUAGAAUUAUCAAGUAAAAUGGAUACUUUUAAAUAUGUUCUCAUUAUUAAGUUUUCAUUCCCAAAUACGGCAUAUCCUUUAAAUUUUUAAAAUAUUGUUAAUUGAUUUCAUUAACAAUAAAAUUUUGAAAAAUGUAAUAAACAUUAUUUAAUAGAGGAUAAUAUCUAUGAAUUUAUGGAAUUUUUUUUUCUACUUUACAUAUUAAGUUUAUAGUAUUAAUAUGCAUUAAGUGCAAUAUUUAUCAUGAAUUUGUUGUGGAAUAGAUUUAGAAAAUAAAUUAUUUUAGAUUUAAGUUUAUUAAUUACUUCAGUGGCAUUGUAUUGUAAUUAAGUUGUAAAUUUUAGGGUUACUUUUUAUUUGUACUUCUAUUUUAAUAAAGUAGAUGGUAAAUCUCCAUUUCAGAAUUAUGUUAGCCAAACUAGAAACCAUGUGCCAUUUAUUUCACCCACAAAAACCAGAGUUAUAGAGGUCUACAAAAGUCUCUUAAUUUUCAACAUUAAUUGAAUUUUAUUUACGCGCUAGAUAAUUGUUUGUAGUAUACGUCAAAUCUUAUCAUAUCAUUUUCAGAAGAGUAACUGUAUGAUGUAAAUUACCCCCAAUAAGUCCCAUAAUAUAGAUAGGUCCAGAUUCUACCUAAACAUCUCUAAAUUUCAUUAAUGGUUUCAUUUCAUGUUUCUGCAGCAUUAUACUGAAAUAGUUUGAUGUCACAUAAUACAUACCACAUAAGCUCACAUUACAGGUCGCUCUUUAUACCAUGUGAUGAUGAUAAAUCGAAACUAUAAGUAAUAUAUAAAUGAAACAAUGCCAAAACGUUUCCCUUGAAUAAUUUCAUAAACAAAAAAGAAAAAGAUAUUUCCCUUGCAAAUGCCAGUUUUAAAAAGUUUCUUCAAGAAAAUGGCAUUUUGGCUGUGUGUGAUCUUUUGUCUUUUCGCAUUCGCUUCCUCAACUCCACCAGAUGAUCCGGUCAAGUGUGAGUCCGGAAACACAAUAUGCACGGUUACGAAUUCGUAUGGAGCAUUUCCUGACCGCUCCAUAUGCGAAGCUGCAAAGGUGGAGUACCCAAGAACCGAGGCUGAGCUCGUCUCUGUGGUGGCUGCAGCCACUAGAGCCGGCCAAAAGAUGAGGGUUGUGACUCGGUACUCUCACAGCAUCCCCAAGCUGGUCUGCACCGACGGAAAGGACGGGAUUCUCAUAAGCACCAAAUUUCUAAACCAUGUGGUGCGAACCGAUCCCAAGGCCGAGACUUUGACGGUUGAGAGCGGCGUGACGCUAAGGGAGCUGAUAGAAGAAGCGGCCAAGUUGGAGCUGGCGUUACCGUACGCACCGUACUGGUGGGGACUAACGGUUGGAGGGAUGAUGGGGACGGGUGCUCACGGUAGUUCGCUGUGGGGUAAGGGAAGUGCCGUCCAUGAUUACGUGACCGAGAUAAGACUCGUGAGUCCUGGUUCGGUUUCUGACGGGUAUGUGAAGGUUAGGGUUCUUAGUGAGACUAUGAACCCUGAAGAAUUUAAUGCAGCCACAGUUUCUUUAGGAGUUCUUGGUGUUAUAUCUCAGGUAUGUAUGUUUAAAAUACGAAUUAUAUAUUCUUUUUUGUGCUACAAAUAUUUACAUUUUAUUUCUUUUUGUAUAUUUGGACAGGUAACUUUCAAAUUGGAACCAAUGUUCAAGAGAUCCUUGACGUAUGUUGUGAGAAACGAUACCGACAUGGAAGAUCAAGCCUUAACUUUUGGUAGACAACACGAAUUUGCGGACUUAUUAUGGUUACCAAGCCAAGGAAAAGUUAUAUAUAGAAUUGAUGACCGAGUUCCGACAAACGUUUCGGGAGAUGGCGUGUUCAGUUUCUUCCCAUUCCGUUCACAAGUCUCUUUGAUCCUUGCCUUCGUCAGAUCCUUAGAGGAGAGUGACGAGUUAUCUGGAGAAGCAAACGGAAAGUGUGUGAGAGCAAGACAACUAUCAUCCUUUUUGCUAAGAAUCGCGUUCGGUGUGACCAAUAAUGGCUUUAUAUUUACAGGCUAUCCGGCUGUCGGAAGCCAAGACCGUAUGAUGUCAUCCGGUUCAUGUCUAGACAGUCAUCAGAAUGGACUGAUCACGGCUUGUCCGUGGGAUCCGCGGAUAAAAGGCCAAUUCUUUCAUCAAACAACAUUUAGUGUUCCUCUUGCGCGAGUCAAAGCUUUCAUAAAAGACAUCAAAGCUCUUGUAAAGAUCGAAACCAAGUCUCUCUGCGUCCUUGAACUCAACAACGGCAUUUUAAUGCGAUAUGUCACAUCCUCUCCUGCCUUUCUUGGGAAGGAAGAAAAAGCUUUAGACUUUGACCUAACUUACUACAGAAGCAAAGAUGAUCCUUUGACACCCCGUCUCUACGAGGAUUAUAUUGAAGAGAUCGAGCAAAUGGCGCUCUUAAAGUACGAUGCUUUGCCACAUUGGGGGAAGAAUAGGAACAUAGCGUUUGAUGGGGUCAUUAAGAAGUACAAGAACGCAAACUUGUUUCUGAAAGUAAAGGAGAGAUUGGAUCCCUCGGGGUUGUUUUCUACAGAAUGGACCGAUCAGAUUCUAGGGUUAAAAGGAAACGUGACGGUUGUGAAACAAGGAUGUGCAUUGGAAGGGCUAUGCAUUUGUUCGGAGGAUUCUCAUUGUGCUCCUAACAAAGGUUAUUUGUGUCGGCCAGGUAAAGUUUAUAGUGCAGCUAGGGUUUGUACUCGUGUAAGUGCUUGAGAGUGAUUA
Molecule: messenger RNA, 3872 nt
Organism: Brassica napus (rape)
Lineage: Eukaryota; Viridiplantae; Streptophyta; Magnoliopsida; Brassicales; Brassicaceae
Product: probable L-gulonolactone oxidase 4
Exons: 3
Coding region: 2016-3863 (615 amino acids)
Cellular component (GO): membrane
Molecular function (GO): D-arabinono-1,4-lactone oxidase activity; FAD binding
Source: RefSeq, a predicted model, not a curated record